This is a messenger RNA of Knipowitschia caucasica, 2193 nucleotides long. The record is from the annotation of a GenBank genome assembly. Lineage: Eukaryota; Metazoa; Chordata; Actinopteri; Gobiiformes; Gobiidae.
AUGAGCGGUGGUCGUUUUGAGUUUGAUGAUGGUGGUGCGUAUUGCGGUGGAUGGGAGGGAGGGAAAGCGCACGGGCAUGGCAUCUGCACGGGCCCCAAAGGACAGGGGGAGUACGCCGGGUCCUGGAACUAUGGAUUUGAGGUGGUGGGAGUCUAUACCUGGCCGAGUGGGAACACCUAUGAGGGUUAUUGGCAACAGGGCAAGCGCCACGGCCUGGGCAUCGAGACUAAAGGACACUGGAUUUACAAAGGCGAAUGGACGCACGGGUUUAAAGGCAGAUACGGCGUGAGAACAAACGUGGUGAGCGGUGCCAAGUAUGAAGGAACCUGGAAUAACGGUCUGCAGGAUGGAUACGGCACUGAGACGUACGCGGAUGGAGGCACUUUCCAGGGCCAGUUCACGGGGGGCAUGCGUCACGGUUACGGGGUCCGUCAGAGCGUUCCUUAUGGGAUGGCAGCAGUGGUGCGCUCCCCCCUGCGUACCUCACUUACCUCCUUGCGCUCGGAGCACAGUAAUGGGGCCGUGCUGCAGCAGGACGUCCCCCUCAUCACCACCACCAGCACCUCUGGAGAGGAGACGCCUCUGUCCACACCCACAGCUCUGGGCCCGACACGCGGAGGCUUUGCACUCACACUGCAAGUGGAUCCAGAGACCGCCAAAACCAAGAAGAAGGGCCUGUUUCAGAGGAGUUCUCUUCUGGAAUCAGCCCUGAGCUCCAACGCCAGCGACACCAACUCCACCAUCAGCCUGGGAGACGAGAGCUUGGCCGGAGCGGAAGACUUCCCCGUGGAGGCCGACAUUGACGCCACGACCACAGAGGUUUACAUGGGCGAGUGGAAGAACGACAAGCGGUCGGGCUAUGGCAUCAGCGAGCGCUCCAGUGGACUCAAGUACGAGGGCGAGUGGCACAACAACCAGAGACACGGCUACGGCUGCACCACAUUCGCCGAGGGGGGUCGCGAGGAGGGCAAGUACGUAAACAACAUGCUGGUGAAGGCCGUGAAGAAGAGGAUGAUCCACAUCAAAGGAACAAAGAUCAAACACAAAGUGGAGCGUGCGGUGGAGGGAGCGCAAAGGGCGGCCGCCAUAGCCAAACUAAAGGCCGAGAUCGCAGCCUCCAGAACCACUCAUGCAAAGGGGAAGUCUGACGGCGCGGACCAGGCGGCUCAGGCCUCCAGCGGUGAUGCUGGUCUGGCUCGCGCUGUGGCUAAAGAGCUUUCUCCUUCCUUCUAUCAGCCUGGCCCGGAGUACCUUAAGAAGCGCGCAUUGCUGGAGGCCAUGGAGGGCAGCGAGAACGCAGACACAGUGAUGCACGAGCCUCUGCUGGCCGAAGAGGAACCUUUACCCACCCCCCCAGAGAGCCCUGUGCCCAACGAGCUGGACCACCUCCUGGCAGAGUCUUCCCCUGCGCGCACCCCCUCCCCCAGCCCCGGCCUGCCUCUCCCUGCCCCUGCUCCGGCCCCUGCCCAGCCUAAAGAUGACCAUCUACUCAGCCCUGGAGCCUGGAGCGAAGGAGCUGGAAGGGCCAACAGCCGACCCACCACGCCCACUGCCCCUGCUCCUGUCCCAGCACCUGUUUCACCUGCCCCUGUCACACCUGCCCCCGCCCCUGAACCAAGCAUUCGAGGGUUGUCCCGUUCCCCCAGCAGACAGAGCAGCAAUAAGAUCGAUCAGGGCUCCGAUCUGGAAAUAUCACCUCUGAAAGAAUCUGAUGCCCCACCUUCAACACGAAACAGCUUCAUUUCUCCACAAGUCGAUGAAGACGAACCACCUCCUCCUCGCCCUCCGUCCAAAGUAUCCUCUAAAGCGGCCACUCCAGAACCGCCGAAGCCCGAGAGAGCUCCUUCAGUCCAGGAACGGUCACCUUCCAGAGCUGAGUCCAGGGAAACCAGUCGGCCCUCAAGCAGAGCGGAUGCACGGCCAGCGCUGAAGAGGCAGUCGAGUCCUGCUCCCAAACCUCGACUAGAGGCCAGAAUACCUGCGCCCAGAACCCCAGAACCCAAACCCGCUGAGGCCCAAGCUGUUGUGGCCAAACCGGCACCAAAACCUGAGCCCAAAGUAGAAACCAGACUGAAGUCCACAGGACCCAGUCAAAGUAAAGAGGAUCAGGAGGAUAUAGAGGGCCCGAACACCAUAUUGAUCUGUAUGGUACUUUACUUCAGGUUACAUUUGGAAGAUGGCGCCUCCUCUUAG